CGCAGGCGGGAGCUCAGAGCUAAGAGCCCCCAGUUGCACUUGAAGGACCCGAGGGCUGUUCUAUUUGCAAAGCCUGCAGGUACAAGGAUGGGCAAGCUCAUCGCAGACGCAGCCCAGAAGAAUGGCAGAACCCCGAUUCGCCUCAAGUUUUGGAAAGUCUUGCGCCCAUUCUUCACAGUAAACGAGGAUCGAAAGACGGCAUGGGGCUGGUUGGUGCUGAUGUUGGCGCUGCUCGUCCUCGAGAGUGGGGUGCUGGUAGCCUUCAGCUACACCCAGCGGGACUUCUCGACAGCCAUGAGCAAUAAGGACCAGGAUGGGUUCUACCGCGGCACUCGGCGCUACGUCGUCAUCCUCCUGGCUGCGGCGCCCCUCUUUGCCCUCUCAAAGUUUGUCCAAGGGAAGCUUGGUCUGGACUGGCGGCGCUGGCUUACGGAGCACCUCUGCGGCCUGUACUUCCAGAACCGCUCAUUCUACGCCCUCAAGAUCGGGUACCUUUCCUCCAGCAAGACGACCGCGAGCAGCCCGGGAACCGAAGGGCAGCAGCAGGACGGCGCUGAAGGCAACGGCAGUGCUGCCGCUAUUUGGUUCGGCGCUAGGGAGGAGGAGCAGCAGCGAGGCGGGAUCGACAACCCCGUAAGCGCGGUGGACAACCCCGACCAGAGGAUCGGAGAAGACAUCUCCACCUUUACCAAGAACUGCAUCGACGUCGUCGUGGUGUUCGUGGGGUCGGUGCUCAAGGUGGGCUCGUUUGUCGGGGUGCUGCUGUCGAUAUCCCCCCGCCUCACCGCCUUCGUGGUGGCAUACUCCGUGGCGGGCACCCUCAGCACCACCGCCCUCUUCGGCGCCCGCCUGAAGCACCUCAUCUUCGAAGGGGCCAAGCGAGAGGCGAACUUCAGGUUCGGCCUGGUGCGUGUCCGCGAGCACGCGGAGGAGAUCGCGUUCUACCGGGGGGAGAAGGGCGAAAAGGAAGUGGUCAAGGGCCUGCUCGAGAAGGUGGUGGGCAACACCCACCUCAGGCUGUGGUGCGACGCUCAGCUGGCGGUGUUUUCGAACAGCUUCAUGUGGCUCACGGCGGUCCUCCCUUACCUCGUCGUGGCCGAGCGGUACUUCGCCGGGGAGAUCGAGUUCGGAGUGAUCUCGCAGACGGCCAUGGCCUUCCGGGUGAUCCAGGGGGCCCUGAGCGUCAUUGUGACGCAGAUCCGUACCCUGGCCAGCCUGGCAUCGGAGGUUGACCGCCUUCACUUCCUGGUGGUGUGCAUGGAGAGAAUGGCGGAGGAGAAUCCGGGCGGCAACCCUCCCGCCGGCAGCAGCGGCACGACGGCGGCAGCAACGUCCCUGUCUACCCUCGACGACGGCUACAUCGCGGUACCCUCGAGUGACGGCGGUGAUGACAAGGGCAGUGGCGUUGUGGUGCAAAGGGACGGCGAUGGGGAAGGAGAGGAGGGCGACGACGAGGAAGAGGCUGUGCUGCUGGACGUGACGGAGGCGGUGGAGGGGAGUGGCAACGGAAACGGAGGACGAAACGGAGACGGGGCAGGAGCAGCAGCUGGGGGGCGGAUAACUACAGUGGUAACGGGGGGAGGCUCAGCCGCCGGAAAGGGGCAGAAAGAAGUGAUACUGAAAAUAGAGGACUUGACGCUCUUCACCCCGGACAGAAAGCAAGCGAUCUGCCGAAAGCUGUCCUUCGAGGUGAAGAGGGGACAGUCCGUUCUCAUAUUCGGUCCUUCCGGCUGCGGCAAGUCAUCUCUCCUGCGGGGCAUUUCUGGGCUUUGGUCGGCUGGACGAGGAAGCAUUUCCCGGCACUCGGAUGACGAGACGAUGUUUAUCCCGCAGAAACCCUACCUCCCGCUGGGGUCGCUGCGCGCCCAGAUGCUGUACCCGCACUCUGAAGACGAAGUGAUGUUGACCCCGGCAUCCAUGGAAGGCAUUCUUGAGCAGGUUCAGCUUGGAUACCUCUGUUCCAGGUCUGGAGGACUCAGUGCGGUCCGGGACUGGCAGGACGAGCUCAGCCUGGGAGAGCAGCAGCGCCUGGCGUUCUCUCGGCUGCUGACCAACACGCCUUCGACGGUAUUUCUGGACGAGGCCACAUCCGCCCUCGACGAGGAGAACGAGGCCAAGGUGUACUCCUGGCUAAGGACGGCGGCGCUCGACGCCUUCGUCAGCGUGGGCCACCGGGCCUCGCUCUUUCGGUACCACACGCAUGUCUUGAGAGGCCAGAGCGACGGAAAAUGGUUCUUUCACACCAUGAAAGACUUCCUGGACAACCACUACUCCCCCGCCAUGCUGGGGCCAGACAAGUGAAGGCGGUUGGUACCGCCUGCGAUCGCUUGGUUGAUCCAAGCUACAUGUGCCGACGACCAUGAUUUUUGGAGAGGACGAGACUCCUACAUUCGGGGGGGGGGGAGGCGGCACUGGCGGUGUGAUUGAGUGCGCCAUGAUGGUCCAUGGUAGUGUGUCGUGUCACGCCGAAUGUUCGAGCGCCGAGUAAUCAGAAAUCGUGGGCGUGAUUUUCGGCCUUGAUCUUACGGGGGCGGGGUCUGGGGGCUUGGUCUACUUCUCGCCGGUGGUCGAUCUUCGCCUGCGGAGGAGUAAACGACGGGAUGACACCAUGUGACGUUGUCAUUGUACAUAGGACCAUGAAGGAGCCACAAAUGUACAGGUCGUGGAAAAGGCUGUGUAUUUGUAGCGUGGACGUGUGUGCAACUAAUCACAAUCGAGAAAAUAGCGUGAGACGAGAGAACCCUCUGCAUUGGAUCCGAUUACGCCGAAGUUUGAGUUCAGGCUCCCUUAGGGAAAUGCGUUUAGUGUCUUCGGAAUGACUGUAAGGCGUUCACAGGUUGCGCGCAUUGGGGGCAUGGGUGCUUCCAUAUGUGGUGGUCGACCACAAGCCAUAUUCGCGGGCCUUGGUACCGUUUGUAGCGCGGUUUGCUUAUAUUUUCUUCGACUAUUAUAUCGCCUUGCUUGUUGCGCGUGCUAGCUGCAGUCCUUCUUGAAAGCAGCAGCGGCAGCAGCAACGUGCGUGCUCACCUCUUGGCACACGCCCUUAUUGAAGCAUGUGCUGUAGUGGUUGAGGGAGCGGCCUCUGGAUGCACCCCGCUACUGCGUUGAGUCCUCGGGGGGAAAUCGAUUAAGUUCGAGCAUGCACCUCUUUGGUGAGCCAAUCACCUAAUGGCCUACCGCAUGAGCAUUUCUAGCGGCGGCUACCUAGGUUAGCAGUUUGCGUCUCGACCGCGAGUGUUCAUUCGGCCCUGCGUACGUGGAAGUAGGGUGGGCUGUUUCGUGCCUGCACCGAACCGGGACCUGGUGAAACGUUUUGGCGACAACAACGAAGCCAAGCAAGCCUACGGGUUACCCGAACGCAACGCGGAAGGUAUGUAGAUACUGUGGAGUGGCGGAUAUUGUUUGACGAUGACGAUAGAGCAAAGCUGAAGAACGGUCCGACAGUUUUUUUCGCACGCUUUAGUAGCACGAAUGGUGGGUACUGUCGUAAUUUUCGUUGUUGUGGGUACGGUCCGUGUUGAUCGGGACAAGUUUGGGGCGGAUGUGCACGGUCUAUGCAAGAGGGAGGAGUCUCAGGCAGGAAAUGGGGGAGGAAAAAAUAACCGAACCGGGCAGGCGGGUCGCACUCGGGUGUAUAUAUGGACAGCGGGGGCGGGGAAUCGAAAGAGCCUUCUUGGUGACUUGAAGUUGUUUUGUCCUGCAACAUGGGAAUCGGGGUGUGUGGAGCUUGCCAGGAAAACGGGAAUUGUGCCCGCCAUGGCACAUCCCCAUGUCCGAGCCUUGAUACCUCGAUUGCUCCACGAACGAGAGGCUAGCAAUGUCGAGAAGGUUGGUGGUGGAAUCUCUCGCCCAAAGAUUAAAUGUACUUGGUACCUAGAAUUUGAGACGGAUGUGUUCCUUCAAUGGUGUAGGCGGGACGAGUGUUCGGAAUCGAAAACACUGCACAGCAUACGCACAAACUAAGUACAGUUUUCACCUUUGCACGUGCGAUCCCGCGCAGCUCACCGCUCUCAACAAGCUAACCUUGCCCAACCAGCUUCGCGGUGAGAGAUGACGUUGAAGUUGGGAUAUAGUCUAUAUUGGAGUACUUUUUUGUUCUUCGAACAUGGAUGUGUGCGUUGGACACAUGCAUAUUCUCCAGAAAAAAAAGAAAACUGUAUUACAUAUCCAAAUGUCAACAUCGUCUCUCACCGCUGAGCUGGUUGUUCGACAGGUUGAGCCAGGUUAGCUUGUUGAGAGCGCCGAGCUACGCCGAAAUCGUGUAUGCCAAGAUAUCGAAAAACUGUAGACUAGUCAGUUUGUGUUUGCGGUGCACUGUUUUCGAUUCUAAUAGGGCAUCGUCCCGCCUACGCAUGGGCAGGAUUCAUGCAUGUUGCUUCUUCAGAAGUCGAAACUAGUUGUUGGACUGUCAACCUCCUGGGCUCACCUCGUUCCUGUCGACUUCAAGGCGCUCCAAGGCGUUAAGAAUUCCUAUAAUAGCUGCCCGUUCGGUUUUCGCGCCUUGUUUUUGCAGCAAUCGAGCUUUAAAACCAAUCUCUGGGGUGUGCGAUGAAUUUUGGAG
Ectocarpus sp. CCAP 1310/34 is the source of this 4561-nucleotide messenger RNA. Lineage: Eukaryota; Phaeophyceae; Ectocarpales; Ectocarpaceae. The record is from the annotation of a GenBank genome assembly.